Messenger RNA from Photinus pyralis (common eastern firefly), 4022 nucleotides. RefSeq names its product FH1/FH2 domain-containing protein 3 (gene Fhos). Gene Ontology annotation, cellular component: cytoskeleton; cytoplasm. Gene Ontology annotation, molecular function: actin filament binding. Gene Ontology annotation, biological process: actin filament network formation; cortical actin cytoskeleton organization. The record is from RefSeq and is a predicted model, not a curated record. NCBI's taxonomy places the organism in Eukaryota, Metazoa, Arthropoda, Insecta, Coleoptera, Lampyridae.
CUGGACGAUGCCUCCUUACAACUGUACAAAGAUGGAGAUUACGGUUCCUAUUUAGACCUGGACGCCUCGAUUAGCGAACAACAGGAGGAAUUCGAAGGAUUUCAAUUAAAUAAGAAGAAUUCAAUUGUGCUUCGAACGCAACUUUCAGUUCGUGUACAUAGCAUUAUAGAGAAACUAUUAAAUUCGGAAGGACGAGAACUUCGGAGAGCGCUAUUUACCCUCAAGCAAAUAUUUCAAGAGGACAAGGAUUUGGUGCACGAAUUUGUACAGAACGAUGGGUUGGCAUGUUUAAUCAAAGUAGGAUCCGAAGCGGACCAGAAUUAUCAAAAUUACAUCCUAAGAGCGCUGGGUCAAGUGAUGCUCUACGUCGAUGGCAUGAACGGUGUUAUACAACAUAAUGAAACCGUCCAGUGGCUCUACAGUUUGAUUUCGUCGAAAUUCCGUUUGGUCGUCAAAACGGCGCUAAAAUUGCUACUGGUAUUCGUCGAGUAUGUCGACUCAAAUUGUCUACUACUGAUAAGGGCGGUGCAAAAUGCCGAUUGUUCGCAAGGUUUCUCGCCUUGGUAUAACAUCAUGAAACUUCUCAAAGAUUUCGAUUCUGCCGACACCGAGUUGUUAAUCUACGCAAUGACGCUAAUAAAUAAGUGCUUUAAUGGUAUACCAGAUCAGGAUACGUACUAUGACCAGACGGACGCGUUAGAAGAGCAAGGUAUCGAAAGUAUUAUCCAGCGAUACAUGUCAAAGCCGGGCACCGAUCUUGAUCUUUUGCAACAAUUUCAAAUAUACGAAGCUGUACUGCAAUAUGAAGAUGCGGAAGAAAAGGGUAUACCGCUGAGAAAUUUGGAUGAAAGCGUUAGGAAAACAUUGAAGAGUAGAAAAUCGGUAGCCGGUUCGCAAGAACGUCGAAAAAGUCGCCGACACUCCACCGGAACGGCUCCAUUACAUUCGUGCAUGAAUGUAAGGCGAAGUUUACUGCUUCAAGCCAACAUGGAAGGAGACGACGAAUCCUCAAGCUCGCAAUCGUCAACAGGCCUAAACGACCAUCACAUCAACGGCAGCUACAAGGAAAAUAAUAAAGCGAGUGAAGCUGGCGUUACUCCUGCUUUGCGACGGAGACGAGAGCGUGCAGAGAGGCAGCGCAGCUUUAUGAGGGAGCAGCAGGAAAGCGCGGCUCUUUUUCGAGAAUCGGGUCCUAACGAGAACAACACCGACGUUGUUAACGGAAACCAUAUGCAACAGUCCAAAAUACCGAAUGGAAAGAUGUUGAACAGAACAUCAAGCCGAAAAGACAUAACGCCACUGAGAAAUGCGGUAAACAAGUUAGACUCCGAAGAAAAUAGCCUCACUAAACAACCUUGGAUCUUGUCAAUGAUGUACUCCAACAAGAAUAACGAGGAAGAAAACCAAGAGAACGACGACGCGAAUGAAAACGAACGAAAGAUGAUACUGCAGUUAAAACGGGAGAACACAGUUAAAGACCUAACGCAGAAAUUAGCCAAUCAAACCAUCAUAAACAAUAAUUUUGACGAGAACAAAAUUAAUCGGAUCGGAGACAUGUCGGGAUUGAUCUCAAAGGCCAAAGAGGGAUUAGCGAAAUCAAAGUCGAAAAUCGACGUCCUUAAAAGUCCUACGGCCGAAAGCUUGCCAAAGAUCGAGGUGAAAAAGUCGGAAAACGAGCUGCGGUGGGAGGAGCUCGCGAAUCUCCUAAACAGGCCCCUACAUUUAUGUGAUAUGGAUUUUACGGAUUUGCAUACGGACGACGAGGUCGACGUCUUGGCACCGGCAGCCGCUUCAAACGGCGUGCCACCACCACCUCCGCCGCUAAUCGGCACUAUGCUGGCACCUCCACCUCUUCCUCCCAAUAGAUCCACUCCCCCCGUUCCGAGUCCUCCGGUUUUCGGGGUGCAAAGGAUCGCGAAACCCGCCGAUAACAAACAGACGAUUAAGAAAAAUAAGAAAACCGUUAAGUUGUUCUGGAAGGAAGUGCGGGACGACCCCGUUACUACGAUGAAAUUGAAGACUGGAUUAAUAUGGGACGAACUGAGUCCUGUGCCUGUUGAUACUCAAAAGUUGGAGCACUUGUUUGAAUCUCGAGCAAAAGAUUUGAUCACGAAGAAACAACAAGAAUUAAAUAAGAACAAAGAGAUCAUCGUUCUGGACCCGAAACGGUCGAACGCCAUCAACAUAGGCAUGACAAAAUUGCCACCGCCCAGAUCCAUAAGGACCGCCAUUCUCAAAAUGGACUCGACUGUGAUGAAUCGCGAGGGAAUCGAAAAACUCCUAACGAUGCUGCCCACCGAAGAAGAAAUAACGAAAAUUCAAGAGGCGCAAGCUUCCAACCCCAACCAGGAGUUGCCGCUGGGUAGCGCCGAACAGUUCCUGUUAACUCUAUCUUCGAUUUCCGAGUUACCCGCGCGAUUGAAUUUGUGGGCGUUCAAAUUGGACUUCGAAAGCUCGGAGAGGGAGAUCGCCGAACCGCUGAUGGAUCUGAAGCAAGGAUUUGAGGUUUUAAAGGUCAACAACACAUUUCGAGGGAUACUCGGUACACUUCUUUCAAUCGGUAUUUUUUUGAACGGCGCCGAAGUGAAAGGAUUUCAAAUCGAGUACCUUGCGAAAGUCCCUGAGGUGAAAGAUACUGUGCAUAAACAUUCACUCUUGCACCAUUUGUGUCACAUCGUCAUGGAGAAGUUUCCCGACGCUUCCGAUCUGUAUUCUGAAAUCGGUCCCAUUACUCGAGCGUCCAAAGUGGACUUCGAUGAACUCGCCCUAAAUAUACAGAGGUUAGAAGCGGAUUGUAAAGCGUCAUGGGAUCACUUGAAACUGAUAGCAAAGCACGACGCGUCAACUAUGAAAACAAAAAUGCCCGACUUCUUAACAGAUUGCGCCGAGCGUAUAAUUUUAUUAGGUAUUGUUCACAGACGUGUAAUAAACAGGUUUCAUCGCUUCCUACUUUGGUUGGGUAUUCCGCUACAUCAAAUACCCGACACUAAACCGAACGAAUUCUGUCGUGUAGUAUCCGAAUUUGCGUUAGAAUAUCGCACGACCAGGGAAAGGGUGCUACAACAAUUAGAGAAAAAAGCUAACCAUAGAGAGCGCAAUAAGACUAGAGGGAAGAUGAUUACUGAAAUUGGAAAAUUUCGUACAAGCGAAGAUCGGGCCGAUGCGGAACUUCGCCAGCUGCUGGGUAGUGAUAUGUCUGAUGCGGAAAACUUGCAAGGCACAUUCACGUGGCGAAGACGGAGUCGUGACACAAAUCGCUCGUUUCUUAGUCAGGGCAAUGGCAAUUUAACAGACGCGGAUGAUGAAAUAUUAGAAAGUUUAGUGAAGACUGCAACCAAAGGACCUUCGAGGACAGCUCCGCGAGAGCGAAAACGAACUAGGCAUGCUGAUAGGAAAUCUUUAAAGCGUUCACGAACGAGGGAAAAUAAUCCAUUCGGCAGCCGAGAUUCCCCGUGAUCUGCGGUCGUCAGUUGUAAGAAGAACACUAAAAAACGGAUUGUCGGAGGAAGAAAAGAAGUAUUUAUCGGCAUGUAUUAAAAGUUACUAAUGUGUUUUUAACUUUGAUUUUUCCUUGUUAUUUCUUACUAUUCUGCAUCUUUUAUAAGAUGUACAUUCAUACUGAUUUUAUUAUGUGAUAAAUAACUAUUGUAACAUUCUGUUAAAUUCUUUUUUUUUGUAGCUUAUAAAAAACGUUUUAUACCUACAUUAAGUUUGACUUUGCGAAAACUACUAGUAAUAGUGAUAUAAAUAUUUGAGGAAAUAAUUUAUUUCAGUAUUGAUAAAUCUCGCUAGUCCCAAAAACUGUUGCAAAAGGUCAUAAAUUUUUGCGUCCUUUUUUUGAAAUUAUUUUUGAUUUUGUAUUUUUAGAGUAUGUGCCUUAGUUGCAGUUCAAAUAUAAGCAAUAAUAAAUAUAAACGAUGUACCGAGUACAUUACUUGUAAUAAAUUAUUGUAGAUAAGAUGCCUAUGUGUAUUGCAAUACGACCUGAGAAACUUGUAAAUUGUAUGAAAUAAAUUUUAUAA